Messenger RNA from Catharus ustulatus (Swainson's thrush), 4605 nucleotides. It is a transcript of the gene LRIG3, whose product is annotated as leucine rich repeats and immunoglobulin like domains 3. Lineage: Eukaryota; Metazoa; Chordata; Aves; Passeriformes; Turdidae. The coding region runs from base 1320 to 4136 and encodes 938 amino acids. The record is from RefSeq and is a predicted model, not a curated record. The transcript is spliced from 19 exons. Gene Ontology annotation, molecular function: protein binding.
UCCAGUUGAUAGAUUUUUGUGAAGUUGCAUGUUAAAUGGUAUCCUGUUUUGCUUAUAACAGCUUGAGUUUUUUAGAGAUAUUAACAUAAAAGAUUUGUAAGUAUUAUUUUUUCAUUAGAGAAAAAGAAAAUGCUGCAAAUGUUGAAUACCUGGCGGUACUUUCUGUAAGUCUCUCCACUCCCCACAUACCACUUGUCACACAGCUUUAGCUGAAUCCAGAACUUUACAGGUCCUCUUCUAAGGUUAGAACUUCUCUGCUACAUUACAGGGGUUGUGUCUUCUUGUUACAGAGUCUGAAUCUGAAGGUGCACGUUUACAAUCAUAUGUCAUUCUGGCCUACGUCGGAUUACAUUCUGAUUAUGUUCUAUUUUUUUCUGCAUUGAUUUCGGUUCCAUAAAUACACAACUUGAACUUCUCUCAUGUCCAUAAGCAGGGUGGUGUGCAUAUUCUUCUCAUCUCCAAGUGUUGCACAGGAUAAUAACAUGAGUAUUAUAUUGGCAAAAUAUCUAGACUACCUUCUGUAAACUUUACAUCAACAGCCAAUAAUUGUCAUCCUGUGGCUCACUCUACCUUCAUUCAUACCCACAGAUAGCUCUGUCACUAGCAUAGAAUUUAAUCCUAGUUCUGUUAGUCCUGUACUUCAAGUUUUGUGAUAAAACUCAUAUAAAUAUAAUUAGAAUGUAGAAUUCUGUGAUACUAUAUAGCCAAAGCAUGUCUUUCCAUUGAGGUUAGUUUUCCCUGUAACCAUCAACUGUGUCUAUUCUAGGCCAAAUCAAAUUGUUUUCUUUUGCAGCUCACGGUCACACAGAACAUCACAUUGUAACUACAGGAACAGACUCGACUGUGAAAGAUCUCUAUCAGGCAUCACAGAGAAUUUGAGGCAGAUGGCAGUUAUCAGCUGAAGCUGUUAGUUAGUAGAACUGUACAAGAUAAAUAGAUAAUUGAGACGCACUCUGGAAAGCUGGAAGAGAUAAUAAGCCUCUCUUCUAGAAGGGAGGUAACAACUCAGGGACUUAAGUCACAACAAAUUAUCUUCAAUCAAGACUGGUAUCUUGGAUCACCUUCAUAGUCUUCAGGAAGUGAAGCUGAACAACAAUGAGCUGGAGAUCAUUCCAGAUCUGGGACCAGUCUCAGCAAAUAUAACCCUUCUGUCUUUGACCAGUAACAAGAUUGCCAACAUUUUGUCUGAACAUUUGAAGCCAUUUCAGAGGCUAGAAACUUUAGACUUGAGCAACAACAACAUAUCAGAGCUAAAAAUUUCAUCAUUUCCAUCAUUGCAACUCAAGUAUCUGUAUAUUAACAGUAACCGAAUAACCUCUAUGGAGCCUGGUACCUUUGACAAUUUGUCUACCACACUUCAAGUAUUGAAACUGAACAGGAACAAAAUUUCAGCAAUUCCUCAAAAGAUGUUUAAACUGUCCCAUCUGCAGCACCUGGAGCUGAAUCGCAACAAAAUCAGAAAAAUAGAUGGGCUCACUUUCCAAGGACUUCCUGCUUUGAAAUCAUUAAAACUGCAGAGAAAUGGAGUUACGAGGCUCAUGGAUGGUGCUUUCUGGGGUUUGACCAACAUGGAAGUCUUGCAGCUGGACCAUAACAACCUAACAGAGGUAACCAAAGGCUGGCUUUAUGGCUUACUGAUGCUGCAGCAACUCCAUCUCAGCCAAAAUGCCAUAAGCAGGAUCAGUCCUGAUGCCUGGGAAUUUUGCCAAAAACUCAGUGAGCUAGAUUUGACAUUCAAUCAAUUAGCAAGGUUAGAUGAUUCAAGCUUCGUUGGUUUAAGUGUGCUGGUUGGUCUGUACAUUGGAAACAACAAAGUAAAUUACAUUGCUGAUUGUGCCUUCAAGGGACUUUCCAGUCUACAGAUUCUGGAUCUGAAAAACAAUGAAAUAUCAUGGGCUAUUGAAGAUAUGAAUGGUGCUUUCUCUGGCCUAGAUAAACUUAGGAAACUGAUACUCCAAGGAAACAGGAUUAGAUCCAUUACAAAGAAAGCAUUUUCUGGUUUGGAUGCACUUGAACACUUAGAUCUAAGUAACAAUGCAAUUAUGUCUGUUCAAGGAAAUGCAUUUUCACAAAUGAAGAAACUCAAAGAAUUGCACUUCAACACAUCAAGUCUCUUGUGUGACUGCCAGUUAAAAUGGCUACCACAGUGGAUGUCAGAGAACAACUUCCAGAGCUUUGUAAAUGCCAGUUGUGCCCAUCCUCAGCUGCUGAAAGGGAGAAGUAUUUUUGCUGUCAGCCUGGAUGGGUUUGUCUGUGAUGAUUUUCCUAAACCACAGAUCACUGUCCAGCCAGAAACCCAAUCAGCAAUUAAAGGCUCCAAUUUGAGUUUUGUGUGUUCAGCAGCCAGCAGCAGUGAUUCUCCAAUGACUUUUGCAUGGAAGAAAGACAACGAAUUACUGCAAGAUGCUGAAAUGGAGAAUUAUGCACACCUCCGGGCCCAGGGUGGAGAAGUGAUGGAGUACACCACCAUCCUUCGACUGCGCAAUGUUGAAUUCAGCAAUGAAGGGAAAUACCAGUGUGUUAUUUCAAAUCAUUUUGGUUCAUCCUACUCUGUCAAAGCCAAACUUACAGUAAACAUGCUGCCUUCAUUUACAAAGAUCCCCAUGGACUUAACCAUUCGAGCUGGGGCAAUGGCACGUUUGGAAUGUGCUGCAGUUGGCCACCCUAUCCCACAGAUCGCUUGGCAGAAAGAUGGUGGAACAGAUUUCCCUGCAGCACGCAAGAGGCGCAUGCAUGUCAUGCCUGAAGAUGAUGUGUUCUUUAUUGUUGAUGUAAAGAUUGAGGACACAGGUGUUUACAGCUGUACAGCUCAAAACACUGCUGGAAGCAUUUCAGCUAACGCAACGUUAACAGUACUAGAAACACCAUCAUUUUUGCGGCCUUUGCUGGAUCGAACUGUAACAAAAGGUGAAACUGCAGUCUUGCAGUGCAUUGCUGGUGGCAGCCCUCCACCCCGACUGAACUGGACUAAGGAUGACAGCCCUCUCGUGGUAACAGAAAGACACUUCUUUGCUGCAGGCAAUCAGUUGCUAAUUAUUGUGGAUACAGAUGUCGAAGAUGCUGGGAAAUACACUUGUGAAAUGUCUAAUACACUUGGAACUGAACGAGGCAACAUCCGUCUUAAUGUAAUUCCUACUCCCACCUGUGACUCUCCUCAAAACAUUGCCCCAUCACUCGAUGACGAUGGAUGGGCCACAGUUGGCAUUGUGAUCAUAGUUGUGGUUUGCUGUGUGGUGGGCACUUCCUUGGUGUGGGUGGUCAUCAUCUACCAAACCAGAAGGAGAAAUGAAGAUUGCAGCAUCACAAAUACAGAUGAAACAAAUUUGCCUGCUGACAUUCCAAGUUACCUGUCAUCCCAGGGGACACUGGCUGAAAGGCAGGAUGGAUAUGGCUCAUCUGAAAAUGGUAGUCACCAUCAGUUCCUCUCAUCUCCUGUAGGAGGGUAUUUCCUGCAGCAGAGAGACAGUAAUGGCAUUUGCCAUCUAGAUAACAGCAGUGAAACAGACUUGGAGGGUGUUGCAGAUCCAUUCCUAUGCCACUGUCUGGGGACUUCGGGGACUUUGUAUUUAAAAGGCAAUGCUUACAGUUCUGACGCAUUUGAAGCAUACAGUACAAGUUGCAGCCCUGACCAGAGAAUAGCAGGCUUGGGCCCUUCUGAGUCUGGAUACUUAAAGAAAAAGGAAUGCUAUCAAUACUUGCCUCCACAGGAAGAUCCCUUUGACCAGUGUGUUGGCAUUAUUGGGACACAGGCUACAAGUAGCAGAUUGAUGAACUCUAUUUAUACUCAAAAUGAAGGAACUGGACUGAAAAGCAAAAGUCUCAACUCAGACACAUUUGAUUUAAACAGAAGUUUGGAACCCUCAUCUAUUAUGAGUAACAGCACUUUCAUGGGAACAUUUGGAAAGCCUUUAUGGAGGCCUCAGCUGGACUCUCUUUCAAACUGUAGACAGCCAGCAAAUUGCCAACCAAAAACACCCCAUAAUAGUCAUCAUGUCUCAUUGGACUUUGAUGCAGAGGCAGAAGAAGAGGGAAAGGAAAGAGCAGUUUCUAGAAGAGAAAAUAGCUUUUAUACUUGCAAACAGUCAUUUGAGAACUUUAGGACUUCUACAUUCCAAUCCUGUGAUUCGGAUACAUAGCUCCUUUUGGACUGAAUGAUUUCUGGAACUAAAGAAAUAAUUUGACAUACUACUACCUCAAUAUGGAACUUUAUUUAAAAAGGGAAUGAGGAGAAGAAGGGAAGAAAGAAACCACAUGAUGCUCUGAAAUCAGAAGAAAAGAAAUAUAUUUUUUUCCAAUAAAGCAUAAUUUCCAAGAUGUUCUACAUUAGUUAUAUAGGGAAAAAAAUCCUUAUAAAAAUUAUAUUUGUAAUUAUUUUAUAGCCUUUUUUAUGCAAAUAAUAUGUUUUGUAAAUUAAUGAUGUAAAUAAUACAGUGUAUGUAUUUCUAUGUCAGACUUCAUUUUCUUGAAAUGAGUAGUAACCAUUCUAAUUUUGUACUGUACCUGUACCUUUUUACAAAUGGAAACUCCAUGCUGUUUGCAGGUAUCAUGCAUCUUAUUUGCACAUUACUUUAAUAAAAUAUGCUGCCAUGUGGUCUCUGACCCACA